UAGGGAAAAUCUUUAAAAAUCUUCUUCUCAAAAACCACUGUGCCCGAAAAUUUACAUUUACAUGAAAGCUUCCUGACAUAGUGCAGAUUUUGGUUUGUAAAAAUCAUGCCCCCCAAGGGUAGGUAAGGGAUCACAAAUAGGAUAAAAGUUUUGCAUGUGAAUAUAUUAGUUAAAAUCUUUAAAUAUGGGCCAAGGUGACUCAGGUAAGCAAUGUGGCCUAUGUGCCAUUUGCUAUCAUUUGAAAGACUUCUUUAAGUUUUCUAAUCAGUGUAAAAAGCAGAAAGUUAGACAAGCUAAUGUCGCAUAUUUAUCAAUAUGACAUUUGAGAACGCAUCUUGUUUUAUAUUUUUGAUGAAAAUUAGAAUUUAACUUACAUAUUCAGAACUAGAUUUUCAUAUUUUUAUUGUAUAUUUCAAUGCCCGUGGGACUAGUGAUAAUUUAACUGAUGCUCAGGUUACCGAUUAAGGCCCGUGGGCCUCUUGUUUUGUUUGCUUUGUUAUUGAUAGCGUAAUUUCAAGAACAUACUAAUAAGUUAGAUGCUUUUCGGGUAAAAGCACUAGGCUAGUUACCGUGCUUGUUUGAUCUUUUAAAUUUGAAGUAAUAAAUCAAUUAAUAACGAUCUUGUGUACAUUAAUGUCGCCGCACGAUAAGUGCUCCUACUUUCAUUUUUGGUGUGGGUUGCUAAGUUACGUGUCAACUUUCGGUGGCGCUAAUAAACAAGAUGGCCGACGGAAAUAACAGCAUGAGGUGAGAUCCAAAAAUUACAGAAAUGGGGAAUGCUCAGAGUGAAGAAGAUCGCCUUUUCUUCUUCGAACAAUGCAGCGAGCAACCCUUGAUCAAAAAACGUUACCGAAAACUCCCCGAGGAUCUACCAGAGGGACUCAAAUUUGCACAUCUACACCCCAAAGUUGCAGCUCUUUAUGCUCAGAAGGAGCGGGAGAGUCAGCGAGCUGCGGAGAAGGAUCCUUUUGGAGAUGGGCUCGGAAGUAAAAGUUUAUUGCCAAAUAUCAAUCAAGCAGUGACACAUAUCAAGAACCGGCUUGAUAGUGCAUUGUCAAACGACGAAGACUCCCAAAGAUUUUUAUUUGAAGAUACGAAGGCUUCGGCGGCUUCUAUACUGCAGCAGUUGUCUAAGUACCUGUAUUUUUAUGAAGGAAUAGCUAGUCAUGUGCCUAAGAGUUUAGAAUACCAGCUUAUGAGUAGUUGGAAAGAAUUAACCAAUGACGUUAUCAUUGUGCCACGAGAAUGGCAGACAACGGAAAUCCGUGACCAGUAUUAUAAUUCUAUACGAGAAGCUCAUAGUGACGAUGAUAGUGACAAUGAAAUUAAAAUGGGAAAGUCGUCAGAAAAACUGGACUCCAAGAGCAAAGCUAAACGACAGCAUAAGAUGCCUAUACCUGAUAUUAUUGAGGAUGAAUUUCGUCCAGAUAAGCCUGCAAAUAGACGCUCAGAGAGCAGAAUGUCCACAGUGUCGAUUUCCAGGGGGAGGUUGGAUGUCAAGGGAUUGGCCCCCAAGGGAUUACGGGAGCACAGAGGUUCAAUUGCAGGAGUUCGCUCACCGGGCGUGCGGAAACAGACACACGAUGACUUGAUUUCCAACUUUGGGGAAACCCCUUCUGAUCCUAGAUCCACUGCAAUGACCAACCCUUCCUUUGGACAACAAGUUGUCAUCAAUUUUGCAAUAUCAUCAAAGCUGUGUCAAGAUAAAGGCUGGAUAAUAGAGAAAGGAAAACCGGAAGUCGAGCCACAGAAAGUUUAUGAAAACUGCAUUCAAAUCCUGCGAGAUUUCAUGAAGAAAAUAGAGACCGAUCAAAAGGAGGAUUCAGACAAAGGUCACGAUAAAGAGGUCCUAGUACGUUACUAUGGUGAUUAUAAAAAAGAAGUCCUCUUGAAGUACCGCAAAACCCCAGUGAAACCUCAAAUAAAUCCCAUCUUCAAGACAGGGAAACCUAAAAUACCUCCACUGCAUGAAGAACGCAAUCAAGGGAAGAAACUCCUACAAGCCACACAUCAGGAUGGGACCAGUGUUGUUUAUUAUCCCUCUGGCAGAUCAGCUGUAGUGUACUGCUCGGCUGGGGCGGAGCUUGGUCGCCCCGGUUACUAUUUGAUUGCCUAUGAUGAUACAAAUGAUCACAGGAUGCUCGCUUGUUUCACACCGGCAGGACGAGGAGUGUGUUAUUCCACAAAUGGAAAUAUUAGGUUUUUGUCAACAGAAAAAGGGGGGCAUUUAGCAGAGACAGAUGGUACAAUAGUGAGAAAGUGGAAAUGGCCUGUUAAUAAUGUUAAACUGACUACACCUAUCAAUAUUCAAUUGAAUGGUAACCUGGUGUUUCGAUGUAACAGCCAGCACUCUCUAUCCCUGAUGUUCAGUUGUCAGAAGGAGCUGGCCAGGUUCAGUGUUGGUCCUGUUCCAGGGGCUAUAGAAUCAAAACCGGGUGAUGAAAAUGAACAGCUUCUGAUGACCUUCACCUACACAUCCAAGGCAGCACGGGAUAUGAUGAGGCUGUUUGCGCCCAAACAUAAGCAGCGGUCUAAGAAAGCGGCCAGAAGGCAAAAGGGGCAUCUAGCAGAAAUACAGAAGCUGCUGGUGGACUUUCCUGACAAAGUCCAGUAUGAGCUGGAAUCGGACAAAGAACUGGCCAGGCUACAGAGGAAGGCUAGGAAUCUGGUGGAUGAUUGGCUGGAACAUUACCGCUUGGCUGUAGGUCUGAAAUCACCUCAUAUUUUGAAUGUUAGGGAUUCUCCAGACUUCUCAUCUCGAGCACGCAAUAUACAGUCUGCAAAAUUAGCAGAUGUUGGACAGGCAGCUAGACUCAAACAUUUAGGUCUAGAGACCCUAUUAGAUUUCAAGAAACAGAGGACCCCGUCAGCACCUAUAGACCCAGUAGUCAAUGAAAGCACUGUAUUUGUCAAUCAGUGCUCAGGUAUGAAGGACAGAUCAGAAACUUCAAAAUCACUGGACAUUGAAACUGGCAAGUCCAAGAAGAGUCAGAGGAGUGGAAAUCAGAGCGCGGUCAAGUUUGACGACAGUCCACAGGAAGAAGAGGGGGACGGGGAUAACGCCUCGCCCACCGCACUGGCCAUGUUUGAGAGACUCUCACAGUCAGCGGGUAAAAGAUCAGCUAGAAGCAAUGCCUCAGCUGCGUCCAGCGCUCCCUUGUCUCGCCAACACACUGCCACCUACAGAUCAGAAACCUCCCAAAACAUACAGACCGCCCGGAUCCCCUGUCCAAUUGCACUCCGCCAGAGGAUACUAGGAUUGGACCAGACGUCGUGUCGCUGUAGCCGCCAUUAUAUACCCCAGAUCAUGGACAUAGAGUAUAAUGAGUUUAUCCAGAUAGAGGCUCCCGAUGGUCAGCUGAUAGUCAUCUCGGUUGUUUCUUCACUGUUUCCCCACAGUAGUACCUCUGAUCAAAUGAUUGAAGAAAUUUACCUGUCUCAGAAUCGGAACCGGACUAAACCUUGUGUCCAGAGUCGGAUGGACAUGUUCCGGAUUCUCCAGUAUGAUAUCAACACAGCGUCUGAAGGGUCAAACCACACACAGCCUCUGUUACUAACCAGACACAAUGUGGUCCCGGGCAUGUUUUUGAUCUACUUGGCAGGGAAGCUUCUGUUUUGUGACCAUAUAUUUAACGGCUAUGGUAACGCCAGGAAGGACUUCAAGAAACAGCUGAUGAGGUCCAAGGUGGAGGCUUUACAGGGCUUCUCACUCCCUAAAGACUUCAGAUUUAGCCCCAGUCGAGGCCGGAGUGGAAUGAGGAGUGCCUGGGGCGGGGAGAUUGGUGGGACAGGAGUGGAUCACUAUGGAAACCCAGGCACAGCUUUCGAUUCGUCACUAAUUCCAUUAUCUAGGUCGCUUUCUUCACUCACUGAUGACAAAAAGGAAGCUCCUAUUGACUCUGUCAAGGAGAUUUACGUCAAAAUAGGACCAUUGCUUAAUAUGCAAUCUUUAAACAGAAAAAGAAGAGUUGAUACCUGUAUAGUCCCUAUUCUUUCCAUUCCUGGGGAAUUCCGAGAGUUAGAUCCUCGCAGAAACCUCUCCGCUCCUGGGAGAAGAUUGGUUCAAGGAUCGGUCACAUGAUAGACAUGUGACCCAUGCUAAAUAAACUUAGAUAUAUUUAUUUGUAAUUCAAGGUGUAAGCCAUGAUACUGAUGUGAUUUAACAAUUGAUGGGUGAUAAAAUUUAGAAAGCAUUUGUUUUGGAAAGCUGUGAUUGGUUAUUGUCUGAGUGUUGUGAACUCUUUGAUGUCUUUUUGAAAUGGAUUUUUUUUUUUGCCUAUAUGCAUUGCCUAAACUGUGAUAUGAGACGUUGUAGUCUUGAAAUGCAUUUAUUCUUUUAUUUGAUGUGGGUAAUUUAUUUAUCAUGCAUGGUUUUACUAAUUUUUAUAGUGAUACUCUAGGUGGUGAAGCACUUGUUAUGUAGUAUAGUGAUCAUGGGCCUUAUAAAGUUGUAAAUGGUUUGAGAAGUACGUAUUUAGUUGUAAUGCUCAGAAUUUACACUUGACAGCUUCCAGGUUGUUGUUUUCGGUUGUUUUUUUAAUAGAUUAGGAUUUUUUUAUCUUGUUGCUGGUGUAAGUCAAGGAGUGUGUCUGACAUAUCUCUUCUUUGCUAAUGAAUUGAGUUACAUUCAAAUCACUGGGGCAAACAUUUAUUCAAUGUCUGAUAUUUCAUGAGUGCCAAGAUCUGAAAUUCAAACCGUUUUAAUUGUGUGACUGUCAUGUAAUGGAAGGUAUGGCUGGCAUGUGUAUAUUAGGUUUAAAUGGGAGGAAUUUUUUUUUUUUUUUGAUAUCCUCUACUGAUAUUACUUGGUGCUGUAUGGUUUUUGUAUAUUGACUCGAUAACUAUGUUUCAUGCUUUUCAUUUGUUUACAGCAAACUUGUCUGUAAGAUUGUGAAACAUGACAAUUAAUCGCUGUCUAUUCCGGAGCUCUGUAAAUCAUCGUGCUGCCAAGCUUCAUUGUGCAAUGUCAAAAAUUAAGUCUACCUGUUUGUUGCCCUGUAAAGAAAAAGAAGUUUGUAAAGCAGUCACUUAGUUUCAAUAUUGUUAAGUGUUCUAUAUUUGUACCUCUGUGUAUGUAUAUGUCAAACGUUUAUAAUGUGAUAUAUGUUUAGCAUUAAUUCUCUCUUGGUGUUGCCCCGUUUUUCACAGGGAGGUCAUGACUUUAUACAGAACAUGAGGAACAUAAAUUUUACUACAGCAAGCCUAUUUUUCUACCAGUAUGUUUUUACAUGCCCAUCCACCCUUUGUGCCUUAGUCUCCUCAAUAAUGCAAAAUGAUCAUAAGUGCACAAACUUAAAUUUGCUAUCCCUCGAAGGUUUGCAUUUUCUGUUGUGAAAUUUUUUCUGAAUAUUUGUAUGAAGAAGAAAAACAACAUAUUUUUCAUUAAUAAAAAAAUUGUUGAUGUUUAUUAUUCUAGCAUUCAUUUCAUUUUUUAAAGAAUCAUAUACAUGUAAUACAUAUUUAUAUGUAAAAAUUAAAAUAAAUACCAGUAAAAUGGA
Messenger RNA from Ostrea edulis (European flat oyster), 5498 nucleotides. RefSeq lists its product as uncharacterized. Bases 770 to 4081 code for a protein of 1103 amino acids. The record is from RefSeq and is a predicted model, not a curated record. NCBI's taxonomy places the organism in Eukaryota, Metazoa, Mollusca, Bivalvia, Ostreida, Ostreidae. The transcript has 20 exons.